AAACAUUCUUUACGAAUCUUUAGACCUAAAAAAUAGACUAGAAGAAUCUAUUCAAGAUUAUCUCGAUUAGUCAACAGGAUUAGACUGCCUUCUAGUAAAUGGAAGUUGAAACUAAUGUCUCCAAACAAGCAGGUCAAAAGACUUCUGCCUCAACUGAUUGAUAAUUGAACUAGAUCUAGAAUCUAGAUAUCUAGUUGUAAAAAGAAAAUGGGUGGAAUCAAAGUAAAAUCUAAAGGACUAGGAGCCAUUCUGAACACUUUUUCAAUAUUCUUCCUUAUUUGCCAAUUCAAGUUAUGUGGUGCUGGUGGCAAUGCUCUUCUGGAAGCAAGUGGCAGUGAUGGCAAGAAGAUGACCUUCUGCGUUUACUACAACAAUGAAUUCCAACACCUCCCCAGCUCUUUGGAUAAAACAGUACCACAUAAUUUACUCGACUUUUCCACAUCUCAGGGGUGUAAACCUUCUGACUUUAAUUCGUCUUUAAAGUUUGAAAACUCUGCCGUGGCUGUGUCCAGAGGCGAUUGCACUUUCACCCAGAAAGCUAAUUUGAUUGAGGCGGCGAAAGGAAAAGCUGCUAUAAUAGUCGAUGAUAAAAAUUCUAGUAAGAUUCCAAUACCUGGUGGGAAUGCAUCAGACUAUCAUUCUACUAACAUCACUCUGGUCAUUAUCUCUUUCAAUGAUUACCAGCAAGUUUUGCAGCUUUCAGGACCUGUGGUGGUGAAGCUGUUUGCUCCGGUACAGCCAGAGUGGGAUGGAAACAUGCUGGUUAUCAUAUUUUUUUCAACACUGUUUGUAAUGCUCGGCGCAGGCUGGGCUGCAUACAAUGAAGCGAAACUAAUGUCAAGAUCGCUUGACAGGAGAGAUGAAGACAUGAAAGGAAAAGAAUCCAGUGAGCCCAGGAUAGAGUUCACAGUCUGGGUUGUCGCAGUGUGGUUCAUUGUCAUCUGUGCCGUCCUGUUGCUACUUUAUUUCUUCUUUGACGUCAUGGUUUACUUCUUCAUUGGAAUAUUUUGUCUGGCCUCCUCGUACAGUCUUUAUCAAUGCCUGUUGCCAUUGUGGUCAAAAGUUGUGCCAAUAUCGUAUGAUAUACCUGUGAAUAGGCUUCCUUGCAUCAAAUCAAAGAUCAAGCUUCGAAGUUUUCUGCUGUAUAUGCCUUGCCUGACCCUCGGAAUCUUCUGGGCCGUUGAACGCCAUUCCAAAUUUGCCUGGACAAUCCAGGACUUGCUCGGGUCUUCCUUCUGUAUAUAUUUUAUCCACAACCUCCGCCUCCCCAACUUGAAAGUGAUCGCCAUCUUGCUGGUACUGCUGCUAGUGUAUGAUGUCUUUUUUGUUUUCAUCACCCCACUCUUCACCAAAGAUGGUGGAAGCAUAAUGGAGUCUGUUGCCACUGGGGGCUCAAGCCACUCUAAAGAGUCACUACCAAUGGUGUUUCUUGUCCCACUUCUAGGCGACAACGCUCUCAUCAAAUGCAGGGAACGUGCUUACUCUCUGCUAGGUUUUGGUGAUAUAAUUAUCCCAGGUAUUCUCUUGUCAUACAACGCCGUCUUUGAUGUCCGUAAAGGGACAAGAAUGCUGUACUUAAUCUGCUCAUCUGUUGGCUACUUUGUUGGCAUGCUCGUCUGUAUGGUUUCCUUAGUGUACAUGAACUCGGGCCAACCUGCGUUGUUGUAUCUGGUCCCUGGGACACUGCUAACAACUGUUGUGAUAGCGCUGGUCCGAGGAGAGCUGAAGCAGUUGAUUCUGGGUUCACACUUGCUGGGUGAAAAUUGCAACAACCAGGCUUCGGUCAAGGACGUUGAAGAGGGAGACGCAAACGACAGUCAAGAUGAAGAGGAAGUAAAUUUAAUUAAUUAAUUUAUCAGUUAUUAUUCUAUUUAUAGGUGGUCGAUAAUUGCUGUUAUGUUCAGGGCUUUUAUGGGGAGACAGAGUUUUACAUGUUUUAAUAAUUUCUAAUUUGAUAACCUAACUUUUGUUUGUUUUUAUGGAUUACCGUUGGCUAUGAUUAACUAUAUAAUAGUUAUGUAGACGUUAUACAAAGUAGGCCUUGAGGAAAAAGUGUAAUUCCACUCCAGCUUGUCUCCUUUAAGUUCUAAACAAUGUAUGCUAAUUUAUUUUAUAUUUAGUCAUUAUAUGAAACUCCAAGGCAUUGGGGAGGGGAGGUAAUAUUCAAAUAAAUGUAGUCUUUAAUAUCAAGAACAGAGAGGUAGUGGUAGAUAUACAUUCAUUGUGACAUGUGGUCCCUUAGUUAUUGAAAGUGUUAGUGUUUUGUUAUUUGCUUGUUAUUUACAAUAAGUAUUUUGCACUAAUAUAUGACGAACUGCUUUUCCACAUUCAUCAAAUCAUUUUAGCUGAGUAUAAAGUACCUUAUUACCUGAUCAUUAUUACAAUUUGAAAUUGUUUUUUUUUUAUUUAUACCCAAGAAGUAUGUUUAUAAUUAUAAGUAAUAUCAAGGGAUAAGUGUAUAAAGUCGAUUUCUUUCUUCCAUGUUUAUUUAAUUAAUAUGUAUGUGGUUUUUCUGAAAAUGCAAUCAUUUUUUCUAAAUCUAUGGCUUCAAAGGGGCUAUAUUCCAUUGAAUAAAUGACUUGUUUCAGUAUAAGUGUAAAAUAUAAAAGGGUAAUUUUUAACAGUCGUUCUUAAACAAUGGUUUGAUAUAAAGAUGUAUCUAGACAUGGUGUUUAAUAUACUGGUGUUAUAAAGAAUGUUUUUAGAGGGUUGUUUUUUUUAAAUUGAAUUAAUAAAAACUUUAUUUUUAAAAUAAUCCCUAUGCUUCAAGUUAUUCACUUUUUAAUUUGAGAAUAUUGUGUACUGCAAACUUUCAUUAUAGAACAUUUUUUUUUUACAUUUGAAAAGAAGACAAAAGUUUGUUUUUUUUUUUUUUAAACUAACAAUGAUGUUUACAAUUUGCAAUUAAUUCAGAUACUAAAAUAGUUGUAGGCCUGCUUCUUUGAGAGGUUGUAAUUAGAAUAUUCACAGAAUCGUAGACUCAUUUUAACAGUGAGUUUCCUUCAGUUGGUAACACCGUCAGGUCUAAUACUUUCAUUUGUUCACUGUUUUAUGCAGCAACUUGUGAAGUAGUGUACUUUCAUUUGUUCACUGUUUUAUGCAGCAACUUGUGAAGUAGUGUAUACUACUAGUUAGUCCCUUCCUCACAUGUACUGACAAGCAACAUUGUUCUGAACAUUAUUUUCAUUCUUUGUAGGGCCUACUUCUUCUUUAAGAUGG
Molecule: messenger RNA, 3219 nt
Organism: Physella acuta
Lineage: Eukaryota; Metazoa; Mollusca; Gastropoda; Physidae
Product: signal peptide peptidase-like 2B
Biological process (GO): membrane protein proteolysis
Cellular component (GO): lysosomal membrane; cytoplasmic side of endoplasmic reticulum membrane; lumenal side of endoplasmic reticulum membrane
Molecular function (GO): aspartic endopeptidase activity, intramembrane cleaving
Source: RefSeq, a predicted model, not a curated record